Penicillium coprophilum is the source of this 438-nucleotide messenger RNA. Its product is annotated as SDR family NAD(P)-dependent oxidoreductase. The transcript has 4 exons. Lineage: Eukaryota; Fungi; Ascomycota; Eurotiomycetes; Eurotiales; Aspergillaceae. Bases 1 to 438 code for a protein of 145 amino acids. The record is from RefSeq and is a predicted model, not a curated record.
AUGCCUGCCGCUAUUGUCACGGGUGCUUCUCAAGGCAUCGGUCGAGCCAUUUCCUUACGUUUAGCAGAUGACGGCUUCGACGUGGCUGUGAAUGACAUCGCCGCGAGACAUUCUGAGCUCCAGAGUCUCAAAGCAGAAAUCGAGUCCAAAGGCAGAUCCUCCGUUGCCGUAGUCGGCGAUGUAAGCAUAGAGGAGGAUGUGAACCAAUUGGUUGAGGCCACUGUUGAAGCUCUUGGUCACUUGGCGGUCAUGGUCGCAAAUGCGGGUAUAAUGCUCACGAAACGGGUGAUGGACCUUACGAUGGAUGAAUGGGACCAUGUUCAAGCUGUUUGCACCCCCGCUUCUUGUGAUAUUAUCUCUAGCUUACGUGCAAAGGUCAACGUCAAGGGAGUCUUUCUGUGCUACCGAGCUGCUGGCAAGUCUGAUUACUUGAAUUAA